AUGUUUCUAAUUGGGAGCCUUGUUGUCCUCUGUGGCCUGCUGGCCCAGACCACCGCCCAGGUGGCAGGCCUACCCUUGCCCCUGGGCCAUGGCCUACCCUUGCCAGUGGGCCAGGGUCUGCCCUUGCCAGUGGACCAGGGCCUACCCUUUGCUGCGACACCAGCUCUGCCUUCGAAUCCCACAGAUCAUCUUGCUGGAAGCUUCACAGGUGCUCUUAGCAGUGGCCUGUUGUCUGGGGGCCUGCUUGGCAUUCUUGAAAACCUUCCACUCUUGGACAUCAUGAAGUCUGCAGGAGGCAAUUCUGAGGGCCUUGUUGGGGGCCUGCUUGGAAAACUGACUUCAUCAAUCCCUUUCCUGAACAGCAUCAUUGACAUAAAAAUCACCGAUCCUCAGCUGCUGGAACUUGGCCUUGUGCAGAGCCCUGACGGCCAUCGCCUCUAUGUCACCAUCCCUCUGGGUUUGAAACUCAAAGUGAAUACACCCCUAGCUGGCAGUCUGUUGGAGCUGGCUGUGAAGCUGAAUAUCACCGCAGAAGUCUUAACUGUGAGAGACAAUCAGGGGAGGGUCCACCUGGUCCUCGGUGACUGCACCCACUCCCCCGGAAGCCUGAAAAUCUCCCUGCUUAAUGGGGUCACUCCCCUUCAAAGUGUAUUAGACAACCUCACAGACAUCUUGACUAAAGUCCUUCCUGACCUGGUACAGGGCAAGGUGUGUCCUCUGGUCAAUGGGAUUCUCAGUCACUUGGAUGUCACCCUGGUAUAUGACAUUGCUGACUUACUGAUCCGUGGACUACAAUUUGUCAUCAAGAUCUAG
This is a messenger RNA of Nannospalax galili (Upper Galilee mountains blind mole rat), 813 nucleotides long. RefSeq names its product BPI fold-containing family A member 1-like. Gene Ontology annotation, biological process: antimicrobial humoral immune response mediated by antimicrobial peptide; antibacterial humoral response; negative regulation of single-species biofilm formation in or on host organism. NCBI's taxonomy places the organism in Eukaryota, Metazoa, Chordata, Mammalia, Rodentia, Spalacidae. The record is from RefSeq and is a predicted model, not a curated record. Gene Ontology annotation, molecular function: lipid binding. The transcript is spliced from 7 exons. Bases 1 to 813 code for a protein of 270 amino acids.